CUCUGAGGCGCUUCCCCGGCCGUUUGUCUCUCAGAUCUUAAGAAGAUUAAACUCUAAUCUCCUUGCUUGUCGAAGAGACCAUAUCCGACAACCCAGCGCUCGUCCCGGCAGCGAAAAAGCGAAAUAACCCACUUUAGUUCGCCUGUAGAGUAGCGGAAUUAGCUCGAGCUUUGCGGGCUGCACAAGGAGGGGCGUGGCCUAGAGCGCUCGAGCGCCACUCACAGCCGCUCGGAGCUAAAGGCGUGUUUUCUCUUUACUGACAACUGGCCAUAUAAUGGUACCGCUCGGAGUCGGGCUGAACUUUGUGACUUGGUUGCUGCUGGUAAGUUGGGAAAUUUCUUCCUUUCGAGGGCUCUGCUGAGGACGUUCGCUGGUGGACUUGAAGGACGAUGGCUGCACACCCCGUGGACGACGAGCCUGCAUUUGGAAAGCCAAAGGUCGAGCUACAUGUGCAUCUUGAUGGCGCCAUCCGGAUAGAAACCAUCAUGGAUGUAGCCAAGAGGCGAGGUAUACCCCUUCCCGCCGCCACGGUGUCCGAGAUGACCCAGCUGUGCACGUUAUGUGAACCGUCAACACUCACCAAUUUCCUGGACAAGUUCAAUGAAUUCAUGCAUGUCAUUGCAGGGGACAGGGAGGCCAUUAAGAGAAUAGCCUAUGAGUUUGUGGAGACCAAAGCCAAAGAAGGAGUGGUGUACGUGGAGGUGAGGUACAGCCCCCACUUUCUGGCCAACAGCAACGUGGAGCCGAUACCAUGGAACCAUAAAGAAGGUGACGUGACACCAGAUGACGUGGUGAAUCUUGUGAACCAGGGGCUAAAGGAGGGUGAGAAGGACUUCAAGACCAAAGCCAGGUCCAUUCUCUGCUGCAUACGCCACAUGCCAAACUGGUCCAUGGAUGUGGUGGAGCUAUGCAAAAAGUAUCGGAAUGAUGGUGUGGUGGCCAUAGACUUAGCAGGAGAUGAGUCUCUAAACUGCAAGGCAUGUGAAGGACACUUGAAGGCAUAUGAGGAAGCAUUGCGAAGCGGGAUCCACAGAACUGUUCACGCAGGAGAGGUGGGCCCUGCUCCCGUGGUGAGAGAGGCUGUGGAGGUCCUGAAAGCUGAGCGCAUUGGACAUGGCUACCACACAAUCGAAGACCCAGCACUGUACAAACAGCUGCUCGAACAGAACAUGCAUUUUGAGAUUUGUCCAAUCUCCAGUAGACUGACAGGAGCUUGUGACCCAGACUUUACUAAGCACCCACUCAUCAGGUUCAAGGAGGACAAGGCAAAUUUCUCUCUGAACACAGAUGACCCAAUGAUCUUCAACUCCACCUUGAAUCGUGAUUACCAGAUUGUGAAGAAAUACAUGGGCUUUACAGAGGAGGAGUUUAUUCAGCUGAACCUGAAUGCAGCAAAGUCCUGCUUCCUGCCCGAGAAAGAGAAAAAGGAUCUCCUGAACCAGCUCUAUGAAGCUUACGGCAUGGUGAACAACACCAGCUUCUAGAUGGAACUCAAAUACAUACACAGCAGAAACUUCCAGUAGCUCAGACAGAGCUAAGAUAAUGGGAAAGGCCCCAUCUUUCAAAGUUUACCCUACUUGAAUACUACUUUUCAUUUCCUUAACAAUUUGUGAAUCACAGACUGCAACGUCUAAGGGAAUGAAUUCCAAAUAAUGGGUCGAUUUUGAUGAGCCAGCCCUUAAUAGGCAUAACACAGGUAUACAUAUGAACGCCUUACUGAGGCAUCUUCAGCAUCUUGGCCUAGAAGUAAGCAACAUGGUUCCCAUUGAAUUAACCAUUAUCCUCCUGCCUUGUGACUGCAGUGCAGACGCAAGUGCAGUUCCAGGGAAUACAGUAUUGAAGAAAUGAAUUGUAUUAGAGUAAAUCCAGUUAUCACCAAUUAGUAAUGUGCACAUUAAGUAAUGAUAAUUGGUGGGUACUGGUUUUUAACUCAGAUUAUCCAUAACAGUCCUUGGUUGAAAUAUUUCUUUCAGCAUAACAUGCUGGGUAUGUUUUCCAUAUUGGUACAAUACUGGGGUAGUUCACAUUAGUUUACCAUAAAAGAGGCUGGAGAUAAAUGGUAUUACAUUUACACUAACUUACUGUGAAUACCCUGGUUUAGAGCUCAGGCAUUGUGACUGAGAAUUGUACUAGCAUUUAUAGACACAAUGUAUUGUAUGUCUUUCUUAAUUCAUUCAUGUAUGUAAAGCAUUAUAUUAUUGAUCUUAAAACAGCAUAUGCACACUGCAGCACCCUGACUCACAACAAGAACUAUAUAGGGAAAAUAUGGACUGCUGGAUUUAGCAUGAAUGCUUGUUUUCUGAAUUUGGAUUAAGGCUAGUCCACUGUCAGUGGAGAUCCUCUAUUGCUAGUGCUUUUUAGUGCAAGACAAGGCUUAAGCAGUGCCCAGAACACUGAUGAACUAACUGUGACAUAUACAGUGCCUAUAUCAGGGGUCACCAGUCUGAGCCACGAAGGCCUAGGACAUUCCAACCAAGAAGGAGCCCCCCUCAAAUAUAGUACUGUGCAAACAUCAGAGACUACCCUUUAUUUCAUUUCUAGUCAAAAAGAAAACAUAUUUCACUGCAAAUUACACAGAAGCCUUAACAGCUAAAUACUUUUAGUAUUACAGCUGCCAUUCUUUUCAGAAGAAGAAAUCUGCAGGGAUAUUUUUCACAACUCCAACAUUCGGUCUUAGAAGUUGUUUAUAUAAGUAAUCACAAACACAUUCAGUGAUGUUGAGGUCUGGGCACUAGAGUGGUCAGUCCAUUGUUCUGAGAAGCCCAGCAGCUUCCUUGUUUAUUCUUUAUUUCUUUUUCUCAGUGAGGGCUUCUUGACAACUACAUAUUUCAGAUCCACAGCGUUGAGUUGUCAUCUCACAGUGAAAGGAUGGAGAGAAACACCUGUGGAUUUUUCAGAUCAGAAGCAAGAGUGGAGCUUGAUUUUCUCUACCAGCUCUUGGACGGUAGUAUUGGUUUUUUUUUUAAACAUCCAUUUUUUCACUUUGACCAAGAUAAAUGGAUUAUAUCCAAUAUUCUCAGAAAUAUCUCCUAAAACAAAUAACAUGUACUGGCCAUUUUGGCUGGAAAUUAAAUAAAUGAGGGGUGGUCUUUGACUUUUGCCCAGUACUAGAACUAAUUAAAUGUAGGAAGACUUGAGAUCAACUGAUUAAACAAGUGGAAUGAGGUGCGCUUCUGCUUGAUUGAAAACCUGCAUCCACACCAGCCCUUUGCAAAUAACAAAUGGUGACCCCUGACCUAUAUAACCUAUGUAUCCUCCUGCUAGUAACCUUGUUUUGCAGUCAUAUAUAAAGACCUUUGCUGGGUAAUAACUUGGGGUCAUUGUCCCCAUAAUGUCAUCAUAAUUGUGUUGUACUUCCUUAUCUCAACAGCAGGUGGCAGACUGGACUUGAUGACAAAUUAAAGGACUGACACAUAUUA
Molecule: messenger RNA, 3419 nt
Organism: Pygocentrus nattereri (red-bellied piranha)
Lineage: Eukaryota; Metazoa; Chordata; Actinopteri; Characiformes; Serrasalmidae
Gene: ada
Product: adenosine deaminase
Exons: 11
Coding region: 390-1484 (364 amino acids)
Biological process (GO): negative regulation of adenosine receptor signaling pathway; T cell activation; hypoxanthine salvage
Cellular component (GO): cytosol; external side of plasma membrane
Molecular function (GO): adenosine deaminase activity
Source: RefSeq, a predicted model, not a curated record